Molecule: messenger RNA, 1635 nt
Organism: Gamsiella multidivaricata
Lineage: Eukaryota; Fungi; Mortierellomycota; Mortierellomycetes; Mortierellales; Mortierellaceae
Product: ATP-utilizing phosphoenolpyruvate carboxykinase
Exons: 2
Coding region: 1-1635 (544 amino acids)
Biological process (GO): gluconeogenesis
Cellular component (GO): cytosol
Molecular function (GO): phosphoenolpyruvate carboxykinase (ATP) activity; ATP binding
Source: RefSeq, a predicted model, not a curated record
AUGACAAAGUCCCCUACUCCCUCCAUCCACAAGCACGACCCCGAGCUCGAGGCCUCUGUCGGCAAGGACGGCAUUGACUACACCCACGUCCAUCUCCUCCGCAACCCCUCCGUCGCCAAGCUCUACGAGGAUGCCCUCCGCUAUGAGGUCGGCACCUUCGUCUCCUCCGCCGGCGCCCUUGUCACCUCCUCCGGAAAGAAGACCGGACGCUCCCCCAAGGACAAGCGUAUCGUCGACGAGGAGAGCACCACCGAGGACAUCUGGUGGGGACCCGUGAACACAAAGAUGACCGAGCACGCCUUCCUGAUCAACCACGAGCGCGCUGUCGACUACCUCAACACCCGCGAGCGCCUUUAUGUCUUUGACGGAUAUGCUGGCUGGGACCCCAAGUACCGCCUGAAGAUCCGUGUCGUCUGCGCCCGCGCCUACCACUGCCUGUUCAUGCGCAACAUGUUGAUUCGCCCCACGGACGAGGAGCUCAAGAACUACGGCGAGCCCGACUUCACCAUCCUCAACGCCGGCGCCUUCCCCGCCAACAGAUACACCACCGGCAUGACCUCAACCACCUCGGUCUCCAUCAACUUCAAGCUGCGCCAGAUGGUCAUUCUCGGAACCGAGUACGCCGGAGAGAUGAAGAAGGGCGUCUUCACCAUCAUGCACUACCUCAUGCCCAAGGCCGGCGUCCUUUCUCUCCACUCCUCCGCUAACCAGGGCCCCGACGGCGACACCUCCCUCUUCUUCGGUCUCUCCGGAACCGGCAAGACUACCCUCUCUGCCGACCCCGCCCGCGCCCUUAUUGGAGAUGACGAGCACGUCUGGACCGACACUGGAGUCUUCAACAUCGAGGGAGGCUGCUACGCCAAGUGCAUUGAUCUCUCGGCCGAGAAGGAGCCCGAGAUUUUCGGUGCCAUCCGCUUCGGAUCUGUUCUCGAGAACGUUGUCUUUGACGAGGACACUCGCCUGGUCGAUUACUCUGACAAGUCCUUGACCGAGAACACUCGCUGCGCCUACCCCAUCGAGUACAUCCCCAAUGCUCUCUUGCCCUGCAUUGGUGCCCACCCCAAGAACAUCAUCAUGUUGACCUGCGAUGCCUUCGGUGUCCUCCCCCCAGUCUCCAAGUUGACCUCGGCCCAGGCUAUGUACCACUUCAUCUCUGGAUACACCGCCAAGAUUGCCGGUACUGAGGAGGGUGUCACCGAGCCCGAGGCCACCUUCUCUGCCUGCUUCGGCCAGCCCUUCUUGGUCCUCCACCCUACCCAGUACGCCACUAUGCUGGCUCAGAAGAUGCACGAGCACACUGCUGAUGCCUGGUUGAUCAACACUGGCUGGAACGGCGGUGUCUAUGGCACUGGUAAGCGCAUUGCCCUCAAGUACUCUCGCGCCAUCAUCGAUGCCAUCCACAACGGCGAGCUCAAGAAGGCCGAGUACGAGACCUACCCUGUGUUUGGCCUCCAGAUUCCCAAGGCCGUCACUGGCGUUCCCGCCGAGGUUUUGAACCCCGCCGUUGCCUGGCAGGGAACCAAGGAGGAGUACAACGGCACUGUCACGAAGUUGGCCAACCUCUUCAACGAGAACUUUACCAAGUACGCUGACCAGGCCACCGAGGAUGUCAUUGCCGUCGGACCCAAGCUCUAA